AUGGCGAGUUCCAACGGCAACGUCGCACACCCGACGAACCGAAUCUGCGACAACAACACCACACCCAAUAGCGACACAACCAGUGAGACACGCAUCAACCGUACCGACAAUGGCUACCGAUACGAUUCGUUCCCCGGGUACAACACCUCAAACGGCCGAGCAGGAAUUCCUUCUUCGGGAGGCAAAUCAAGCACGCGAGCCCUGGCGCCAGACCUCCUCCGCGGUCUUCUCAUGAUGAUCAUGGCCUUUGACCACGCCGCACUCGCCCUUCACACAUGGGAACAUGGAACAGGCCGCGUCGCCGAGGCAGAUGGCCAAAUCGUCCGCAACUGGAACUUCACCACCGCGUACAUUGUGCGCACGCUCACACACCUCUGCGGCUCGGGGUUCACGUUCCUUCUCGGCAUGGGCGUCGUAUAUCUCGGGAGAUCGCGCACAAAGCUUGGCUGGUCGCCCGCCCGGCUGGCUCGGUACUUUGCCGUGCGGAGUGUGGUUUUGACAGCCGUGACGAUUGCUUUUGGGUUUCUUGUCACGGGGGGACAGCUGUGGUUUAUGAAUGCGGUGCUGUUUUCCCUGGCGGUGGAUUAUCUGCUCGCGGGCCUGCUGUGGCUGGGUAUCAGUAAGACGGAGGUGUUGCUCGCGGGGGCUAUUGCGAGGACGAGGAAGGAUGCUGGGGAGACGACGGAGGAUAGUGACGAUGAUGGUGUUUCGCAGCCUUUGCUGAGGGAGAGGGAAGCGUCGCGGACGACGGAAUCGUAUGAUGCGUUCUUGUCGUGGAGUAUUCACAAUGUGUUGCUCGCGGUGUUGAGUGUGGUUACUAUCUUUUGGAAUAUCUGGCUUAGUGACGAUGGCGGCGUCUGUUCCACAGAUAAAAAGAACGUCUCGACACUGACAAGUCCUUCCAACCCCCUUCUCCGCGUCUGGUUCUGGGUCAUCAUGGAGCCAGGAACACACAUCAUGUCAGGUUUCCCCCCGAUGGCAUGGCUAUCAUUCGCAAUCCUGGGUAUGCUCUACGCGCGCAUCAUGACCGCCAGACCAUGGAGUCGUCAAGCCUCCGUCAUGGGCCACAUCCUCGGCGCAAUCGUCUUCUCAAUCCUCUUCAUCCUCACGCGCGUCCUCCACAUCGGCAACCUAUCAGAAAACUGUCUCCAAACGCCCGACCAAGCGAACCGCCCCCAUCAGAACCCGUACCUCGCGUCCCUCGCAUCCUUCUUCUACGUCGUCAAGUACCCCCCCGACGUGGCAUUCUUCGCACUCACCAUGGCAGGGAACCUGCUCCUCCUGGCCGUCUUCACCGCCAUCCCCCCACGGAUAGCCAAGCGCUUCACCAUGUUGUUGGACUUUGGAACCAGCGCCCUCUUCUUCUACAUUGUGCAUAUGCUCGCGCUCUUUGGGUUCGGCAUCCUCGCCGUGGCGGUGUUUGGGCACGAGACGGAUGUUCCUGAUCCGAUGGACCCGUCCAAGACGAGGGGGAUUGAUAAUUUGUUUGGCACUGUCAUGUUGGCGCGCAUUUCACGCUUUGGCACGCGCCAUUCUCAAAGCCUUCAUGCAUUUUCCACAUCCUCAGCCCGAUCAGCAGAUUAUGAAAGCACAAUAGACAACCUCCGACACAUAAAUGGCGACACACGCAUCAUCUACCAAGGCUUCACCGGCCAAGCGGCUACGUCCAAUGCCAAAGACACAAUCUCGUACGGCACAAAGGUCGUGGGCGGCGUAUCACCCGGCAAAGGCGGCAAGACGCACCUCGACCUCCCCGUCUUCGGGACCGUAAAAGAGGCAAUGGACCAAGUAAAACCCCACGUCAGCGCGGUAUUCGUGCCCGCCCAAUUCGCCGCCAAAGCCAUCAUCGAAGCAAUAGAGGCAGAAGUCCCGGUGGUAGUAUCCGUAGCGGAACACAUCCCCGUCCACGACCUCCUCCGCGUACAGGACGUCCUCCGAACGCAGAGUAAAUCACGACUAGUCGGCCCAAACUGUCCCGGCAUCAUCGCCCCGGAUCAAUGCCGCGUGGGGAUCAUGCCCUUUCGGCAAUAUAAACGUGGCUGCGUGGGGAUUGUCUCCAAGUCCGGAACGCUAAGCUACGAGGCUGUUGGAUCGACUACGGCAGCAGGCCUGGGACAGAGUUUUGUGAUUGCCGUGGGUGGUGAUCCCAUGCCAGGCACCACGAUUGUCGAUUCACUGAAGGUGUUUUUUGAGCAUGACGAAACGGAGGGUAUUAUUGUGAUUGGCGAGAUUGGCGGCGAGCAGGAACUCCGUGCGGCGGAGAUGAUUGCAGCGUAUAGAAGGACGACUAAAAAUCCGAAGCCGAUUGUUGCGAUGGUGGCGGGACAGACGGCGCCGAGGGGGAAGAUCAUGGGCCAUGCGGGUGCUGUGCUGACAGCGAGGGAUGUGACUGCUGAGGAGAAGGCGAGGGCUUUGCGGGAGGCGGGUGCGGUGGUGGUGCCUCAUCCGGGGGUUAUGGGCGUGACGAUGAGGGAGUUGCUUGGUGUGUGA
Pochonia chlamydosporia 170 is the source of this 2490-nucleotide messenger RNA. RefSeq names its product succinate-CoA ligase (alpha subunit). Gene Ontology annotation, molecular function: catalytic activity. NCBI's taxonomy places the organism in Eukaryota, Fungi, Ascomycota, Sordariomycetes, Hypocreales, Clavicipitaceae. The transcript is spliced from 6 exons. The coding region runs from base 1 to 2490 and encodes 829 amino acids. The record is from RefSeq and is a predicted model, not a curated record.